Messenger RNA from Candidula unifasciata, 369 nucleotides. The record is from the annotation of a GenBank genome assembly. Lineage: Eukaryota; Metazoa; Mollusca; Gastropoda; Stylommatophora; Geomitridae.
AUCUUACACAACAGCGACGGGAAGGAGUCAUGUCAAAUGUAUGGGUUACAGUUUGCAUCUUCAUCUCCCUCGCCUGCCCAUCUAUUGCUCAAUGUGAUUAUGGAUACUUUGGCAUCAACUGUACCUCCAGCUGCCACUGUUUAAACAAUGACUUCUGCAACCAAACAGAUGGGCGUUGCAGCAACUGGAAAUGUGAUCGGGGCUACACCGGCUUGCCACAAUGUCAGGAAAUAUGCCCGGACAUGACAUUUGGCCUGGAUUGUGCAUUUGAAUGUCACUGCCCAGUGAAUGACAACUGCAGCAAUGUGAAUGGAGACUGCAGUAGCGGCCGCUGUCAUCCCGACUGGGGAAGUGCUGGAUGCCAGAAGA